Messenger RNA from Theobroma umbraticum, 1425 nucleotides. RefSeq names its product homeobox-leucine zipper protein ATHB-20-like. Gene Ontology annotation, biological process: positive regulation of DNA-templated transcription. The record is from RefSeq and is a predicted model, not a curated record. Lineage: Eukaryota; Viridiplantae; Streptophyta; Magnoliopsida; Malvales; Malvaceae. Gene Ontology annotation, molecular function: DNA-binding transcription factor activity, RNA polymerase II-specific; sequence-specific DNA binding. Gene Ontology annotation, cellular component: nucleus.
UGCAUGUCUCUCUCUCAACCUAAAAAUCGCUGUCUUUCAGUCUCUGAACCCCAUCACCCCAUGUCCUCUUCCUAUAACCUGUCAACCAUGAUAGUCUUAUGAGAGCCAGUCCAUAUUCCAGAAUCCACAAUCCACACCCCCACUCUCCCUCUUAUUAGGCCCCUUAAAUUUGUCCACCCCCAGAAUCCAAGUGCAUGAAUGAUUUUUAGCAUUGACAUGGCCUUCCCUCCUCAUGCUUUCCUGUUCCAAUCCCACGAAGACAAUGACCAUCUCCCUUCCCCUACCUCCCUCAGUUCCCUCCCUUCCUGCCCUCCUCAACUCUUCCAUGGUGGUGCACCCUUUAUGAUGAAGAGAUCAGUAUCUUUCUCAGGUGUUGACAAGUCCGAGGAAGUACAUGGAGAUGAUGAGUUAUCUGAUGAUGGAUCGCAUAUUGGGGAGAAGAAGAAGAGGCUGAACUUGGAACAAGUCAAGGCACUGGAGAAGAGUUUUGAGUUGGGUAACAAGCUUGAACCUGAGAGGAAAAUACAGCUGGCUAAAGCUUUGGGGCUGCAGCCAAGGCAGAUAGCUAUAUGGUUUCAGAACAGGAGGGCAAGGUGGAAAACCAAGCAAUUGGAGAAAGAUUAUGAGGCCUUGAAGAAACAGUUUGAUGCACUCAAGGCUGAAAAUGAUGCCCUUCAAGCUCAGAACAAGAAACUUAGCGCGGAGUUGUUGGCUUUGAAAAGCAAAGAUUCAAAGGAAAUCAGCAUCAAGAAAGAAAAUGAGGGUUCUUGGAGCAAUGGAAGCGAUAACAGCUGUGAUGUGAACUUAGAUAUCUCAAGAACAACAGUUAUAACGAGUCCCGUGUCUUCACAGUUGAGCAGUAAACACCUCUUCCCUUCAUCCGUCAGGCCUGCAAGCAUGACUCAACUUCUCCAAGGCUCAUCAAGGCCAGACCUCCAAUGCCUUAAACUUGAUCAGGUGGUUCAAGAAGAGAGCUUCUGCCAUAUGUUCAAUGGAGUGGAGGAGCAGCAAGGUUUCUGGCCAUGGGCUGAGCAGCAAAAUUUCCAUUGAAUUAAGACCAAUUCUCCAACAAGUACCACACUGUUGUUAUGUACUUCAGCUUUGCCUUAGCAAGUUAAGAAGAAAAUUAGGAAUUUUCCUGUCAACUUCAAAUUCUUGCUUUGGCUGUAGAUUGGUGCAUAGAAUUGGACAUAUUUGCUUCUACAUCAUUUGGGCAGAAAAUCUAUGUGGAGGGUUGGUUGGCUCUGAAUAAUACAUUUUUCUUCCCACACUUUAGUGAAUUGUGAUAUAUUUGCUAGGUUGGAUCAUAGUAGAGGAAAAAAAAAUUAGUUAAGGUACAUGUGCCACUGAGUGGUUUUCCAGCUCUGGCAUGUAGCAUGGGCCAUGAAAUAAAAAAAGGAUUCUCUCCUCGCAUUUUUUUUUUCA